Messenger RNA from Cephus cinctus (wheat stem sawfly), 4479 nucleotides. It is a transcript of the gene lin, whose product is annotated as protein lines. The record is from RefSeq and is a predicted model, not a curated record. The coding region runs from base 1073 to 2857 and encodes 594 amino acids. NCBI's taxonomy places the organism in Eukaryota, Metazoa, Arthropoda, Insecta, Hymenoptera, Cephidae. The transcript is spliced from 2 exons.
CUAAACACCAUGGAGGCGCUACAGUAAAUACGUUGUUGCCAAACUUUAUGCUCAUUUGUGAUGCGAAAUUACGAUCAAGACAGUUUUUAAAAGGAAACAUGAUGUUUCGGAGGUCCAAGAAAUAUUUAAAUGUAUACUACGAUGGUGGGAAAACAGUUAUUUAUGCGGUUUUCGUAAUCCGAGUUUAGUGCGUUGUGGAAUAUGCGACGAGUAGCUACUGUGUUACGCAGUUCCGCAUGAUGCCAUCAAGAAAAUUAAUGCUUAACUCGACUGGAAGUUGUUUCCUACGUUUAUGAACUUCUAAACAGCGUUUAGAUAUUGCAUAUGUACUUUUUUCCAGAUCUAGGCCUCGAAUUUAACGAGAGGAAGAUGUAAUUCGCAUUUUUACUUGGUAGCGUGUACAUGUGGCAACAGAGCAAUCCUUUUCCUGUUGGGUGCUCCGCCACUUCCUAGUCAAAAGAAUUUCUUCGGGUACAAACAAAAAUAUAUUUAUACCCGUUUAAAGUUAAAAAUCAGUGCCUAUGUGGGAGUACGGAUCAAAUGGUUUCCCAGCGGCGACGUUCAUCCGGUCCGAUGUGUUUUAAAGAAAGUUCCCCGAGUGUAAAUAUUUCUUAACGCGGUAGCAAGCGUCACAUUAUACACAACUUGUGGGCCUGUGUUAAAAUUGACUUGCCUGACUACACUUUUUUGAUCGUAUUUCACGCACUUGUAAAUAUUGUUUUUUGUGGAAUUAUAUGGACUGCUAUUGUGAAUAUUUACUAGGGCGACUGAUUUUUCACUUAGAAAUUGCAGUUGUGGCACCAAAAGUGUUCAAACGAAUUUACGUAUAAAAAGACUGGCUGGCCUACUACUUUAAAGUUAAGUUCCUUUUAUAUUAUAGGUUCUUAAGCUGGCUACUGUUACGCACGGAAGGCAUACUAACAGCUACUGUGUACUAGGCUGAUGCAGGCUCCCUCUCACUUGGUAUUCAUGUGGUAUUUAUGCUAUCGAAAUAUCCUGUUCCUUAGGAAGAUAACUUGACAAUAGAGAUCCAAGAAACACGCAAGAGAAAGGAGGAAGUAAACUAUUGCUAAUGGUACGUCGACGAUAUCGUGGUCAUCCUCCUAGUAAUAAAAUGGAGGAGCCAGCGAAGAAGAAACAACGUGUUGAAAACGGGGACGAUGAAGAUGAUGGAAUCACAGAAAUGGAACGAUUUCAAAACAGUCUGCUAGCACGGUGUUUAUGUAACAUUCCAGAGAGCAGUCUACGCAAGCCAUUUACUGCAAUGACUGUUCAAGCAGCAAGUGGUGGGUUUCGCACGGCAACGAUAUCCGAAUGGGAGCCGGACAAAACUUUAGAAUUUAUAAGUGCUUUACAACUCCUCUUUGAUCUUGCUAUUAAGCAGAACACAAGAGGAAUCAUGUGUAGCAGGGUCGCAGAUGUAUGCGAAGCCCUGUCUCGUAACGAACACGGGAUCAUAGAUCAAAUAAUCGACCUAUCCUGCACAGCCAACAAGUUCAUAUCAUUCACAGCGAGUAGAGCUCUGGCAGCAUUCUUCAUUGUAACGAAGGAAAACAUUGAAGCAGCUUGGUUAGAGAGAUUAACACAAUCCUUAGUGAAUACUCACUCCCCAAGUCAAAUGCUCUUCACUCUUGAUGUAGUAAAGAGGGUCGUCGAGCAUAAGGACUGCAGUAUCCAUCCUCUUGAGGAAUCAGAUAGUUCUGGCCCGCCACCAAAUUGCAAUACAGUAACAAUUUCUGAUCCUGAAAGCUUGGACAGUACUCCUGUAAAAGCAAUGUGUGUGAAAGCACUGGAGUCCAAGUGGACACUCCUGGUAUCGAAGUUCGAUGCUAUCCUAGGGUCGUACACGCCUCAACACGAAUCUGCCGUCAUCACAUUCUUAGAACUGUGGGAGUCUAUUAUCUCAGUAAAGGCCAACUUAUCUGUCAUCGAUACCAAGCUUUUCUAUUCGCAACUGGACAAUCUCGUAAUGCUCCUAAAUGCGAAUGUUCCUGGAGUUAUUUGGAGACAUCUACUGGGUCUCUUCAAUGAAGUGUUAUGCUACGGUAGUACCCUAGCCUUGCAAGACGUCCUUCCGGACGAACCAUGUUCGCUAGCGCACUUGAUUGUGCGUGCAGUCAAGGACUGGAGAUUACUGGAUGCACUUCCAUACCGUCAUGGCUCAGGAAGGUUUGGCGGAGGUACUGGCGACGGUGAUCGUCCACUCUUACAAAAAGUUAUUCUACUGGUUCUCAAGAGUGUCGCGGUAACGGUCAAGGAGACACGGAGCGACUCGAGCGACUCAUCUCUAGAUUCCGAAGCCGAGGAUCUCGACGCAGAUAUGGCAGUCAUUGAGCGCAGCAUCAGAGAAGUCUUAAGACAACUGGACCAGUGCGUCAAGGCAUUAAUGCCUUUCCAUCCUGAGACCUUACUCGCGCAGUGGGUCGUACAAAUGUUUCUUGAUCAGGAUGACUUCCUCAUUGAAGGCAUGGUUUGUUGUCUGGAUGUUGCUGUUGGUCUCUUCUGCAGAGGACCACCUCAGAAUGAUUUGGGACACAUGCUCAGUCCUACACUGACCUUCAUACAAUUUCUAACAGGUGUCUCCCAUGAUCAUGACGUACUAUUAGAUUAUUUGGUCAGCAAUGAAACCUGCUUUCUUCUCUACUUAUUCAGGUUUCUUAAAUAUGUCAGGCGAAAUUGGACAGAAUUUGUGUCGUGUUGCGGUAGGGAAUUAGAUGAUACCAUGACAGUACUGAUAAGACUCCGGCUAGCAAUAGAUAGACUUGUCUCUAAAGCUUUGUUCCCUUACAAUAUCAUUCCUGUUCUUCGUCUACUGGAAAAGUGCGAAUCCCUUUAUGAGGGUAACGUAGAGAACUGAGACAAAUACCCUAACUUCAAUAAUCACAAAAUAUAAUUUAUCUAACAUUGAGAUUUACCAAGGAUGCCUUAACAAUGAUACUUCGGAAUCGAAUUCAAUAAUUAAAAAAACUUUAAUCAAAACCUAAGCAAUUCGACAUUCACUUACGGUAAGAUUUUCACUAUGUUCCACAAAUUGUAUUCCUUCUAUAUGCAUCCUUGUGAAAAUUGUUUUUAUAAAGGUAAUACGUAUCUUUUUUCUUUGGGAUUCUUUUAUCCCCAUACUUCUCGACUAGGAUAUGAUGGAACAAAAAUCCAAAAUUGCAGAAACAAUUUUACAAAAUUUCGAUCAUAUACGAUUUUUAAAAAUGCUUCGAUCCGGUUGUCUAAAGUUCCAUCAAUCAUAAAUUAUAAGAGUGACUUGUAUCUAUUUCGAUUAUUUAUUAUCUUAGCCAUCGUUUACUUGGGCCAAUGGCCGUAAUUAAAUCCUUAUUUACCUACGUCGCAUACUCAGCUCUGAUCAUGUAAGGACUAUGUACAUUAAGUAGUACAAAAAAUAGUUGCAGACAGCGGACGAUGAGAAAUAAAAAUUAAAAGAAAAAAACCAUAGUGCUAACUCGUUACGGUGCUACGGGAAAUGUGUUUCUGCCAAAGCACCGUUUUGGUUAAAUUUACUUGAGAAUGUACUGCUAGAAUUAAUAUUUAAUUGUUCAUCGCGAUACUGUAUAUAUGACUUAUUAUUUGAUUCUAGUAUAAUUACAAUCGGACGUAAAAUGAAAACGAUGCACUAAGAUUCGUCUACUUGUCUACUAUAAUAAAACAUACAAUUUUCGUAUAUACCGUCUUAUCUAUAUUGAUAACGAUACGCCAAGAAAAACAAUAUUUAUACCGUAGGCCUAGAUAGGAUUUAUAACUCGUAGUCCAAUAUUUCUCAUGGUGCGACGAAAAAAAAAAUAUAUCUUCCAUCGGGCAAGAAAUAAUAAAGUCCGAAGUAGAUUAUUCGUAAACCAUUAAAUUGCACUUAGUACACUGUACUUAAAAAUACCAUUGACUCGCCAUCAUUACAACAUUUACUCUUGCGCGAAGCACGUGUCGAAUUUAUACUGUCAAACUUUGCACGUGCUUCGUUAGAGGGGUAGCUAUCAUUUGACUAAUCGUCAUUACGAUGGAGAUUGUUGAAUUUAGGCGAGGAAAAUAGAUAUUGUUUAUCUAAAUUAUUAUAGUCAUUGAUACAAAUAGGUCAGCGUUAUACCUAAUAAUAUUUAUGGCUAAUUUUGGUAUUUAUCAAAAUUUGAUAUAUAUGAAAAAUUGAUGCAUAGCGUUCCAAGAUGUAUUACUUGAGCGUUAGCUUUGAUUUAAUUUAUCAAUUAAUCUGUCAAAUGAUGGCUACACUUUAUUUAUAUAAUUGAGAUGACGGAUAAUUACCAUAUUCACCAUUGUGGUAUAUAAAUAAUUGUACCUUCAUAACGACCCGUCCAGACGUUGUUUCUACAUCUGCACACAUAAAAUUCUCCUAAUCUGACUAGUUUAUACUCUGUAAAUAUUUAUUGUAAUUGUUAUCAUUAUAAUUCUCGAAUAAGACUACUCGUGUAAUUAUGCAUCUUGUAAUGCAACGAUUUAAAAAUAUUUUUACCUUUUUUGUAA